AUGGCUCAUUUGGAUUCCUUUAGCUCCCCUUUGAUCUGGCAUCAUCCUUGGUUUGUAGCUACAAAUUUGAAAUGCGUUUUGGCGCGUAUUUAUUGGAGGGUGUGUAGAGCUCUAGCUCAGGUGCUUGCACCACCUCCUUUCAGUUGGGUCAUUUCUGGAUCUGUUAGUGAAUCUCAGGUGGGCUAUGUUUUGAGGAAUGUUUGGCUUGUUGUGGAGUUUCUCUUUGCUGGUGGCGGCGGCUUGGAGUUUCUCUUUGGUUUUGGAGGCUAG
This is a messenger RNA of Prunus armeniaca (apricot), 270 nucleotides long. Lineage: Eukaryota; Viridiplantae; Streptophyta; Magnoliopsida; Rosales; Rosaceae. The record is from the annotation of a GenBank genome assembly.